AUGCCAAAUUUUUGUCAUGAAGAAUCAUCUAAUGAUGAUAGCGAAGAGUCAGAUAUUGAUACUUUAGAAGCUCUAACAAACUAUCGCCAAAUACAUUCUUCGGGAGUUACUUCUACUGAUUCAACUAACAAUUUACAAAAUGCCAAAGUGAUCAAUACAAUGAAAAAUAUCAUUUAUAAUUCCCUGUUUGAUUACUGGAAUGAAUUUGUAAUGACUGGUUUAUUAGCAUCACUUUUGGAUCUCCACUUAAAAACACUUUCUAGUUGGGACGAUAUAACUCAAGAAAAAGCUAAAGCUAAGUUAACAUGCCAAUUUGAGUUAUUAAUUGCUUCAAAUAAUGAACAAACAAUGGCUUCAACAAAUAUAACUUCAAAAAAUAGUAAUAUUCUCCGUAGGCGAUUACAUUUUUCAAUUUUUGGUACUUCAAAUAAUAUUACAUCUAGUCCUUUAGAUGAAUUAGAAUGUUACUUGGAUUCUGUUUUUUAA
Molecule: messenger RNA, 486 nt
Organism: Dentiscutata erythropus
Lineage: Eukaryota; Fungi; Glomeromycota; Glomeromycetes; Diversisporales; Gigasporaceae
Source: the annotation of a GenBank genome assembly